Molecule: messenger RNA, 1893 nt
Organism: Loxodonta africana (African savanna elephant)
Lineage: Eukaryota; Metazoa; Chordata; Mammalia; Proboscidea; Elephantidae
Gene: SLC6A11
Product: solute carrier family 6 member 11
Exons: 14
Coding region: 1-1893 (630 amino acids)
Biological process (GO): sodium ion transmembrane transport; neurotransmitter transport
Cellular component (GO): plasma membrane
Molecular function (GO): gamma-aminobutyric acid:sodium:chloride symporter activity
Source: RefSeq, a predicted model, not a curated record
AUGACUGCGGAGAAGGCGCUGCCCCUGGGCAAUGGGAACGCUGCCGAGGAGCUGCGGGAGCCCGAGGCGCCAGGCGGUGGCGGCGGGAGCGCGGCGCCCGCGCGCGACUCGCGCGACAAGCGCGACAAGGCGGUCCACGAGCGCGGCCACUGGAACAACAAGGUGGAAUUCGUGCUGAGCGUGGCCGGGGAGAUCAUCGGGCUGGGCAACGUGUGGCGCUUCCCCUACCUGUGCUACAAAAACGGAGGAGGGGCAUUUCUGAUUCCUUACGUGGUGUUUUUUAUUUGCUGUGGAAUACCUGUGUUUUUCCUGGAAACGGCUCUGGGGCAGUUUACAAGCGAAGGUGGCAUUACGUGUUGGAGGAAAGUUUGCCCUUUAUUUGAAGGCAUCGGUUACGCAACGCAGGUGAUUGAGGCCCAUCUAAACGUGUACUACAUCAUCAUCCUUGCGUGGGCCAUCUUCUACCUGAGCAACUGCUUCACCACUGAGCUCCCCUGGGCCACCUGUGGGCACGAGUGGAACACAGAGCACUGUGUGGAGUUCCAGAAACUGAAUGUGAGCAACUACAGCCAUGUGUCUCUGCAGAAUGCCACCUCCCCAGUCAUGGAGUUCUGGGAGCGCCGGGUCCUGGCCAUCUCAGACGGGAUUGAGCACAUCGGGAACCUCCGCUGGGAACUGGCCUUGUGUCUCCUGGCAGCCUGGACCAUCUGCUACUUCUGUAUCUGGAAGGGGACCAAGUCUACGGGAAAGGUUGUCUAUGUCACCGCGACGUUCCCCUACGUCAUGCUUCUGAUCCUCCUGAUCCGAGGGGUAACGUUGCCUGGAGCCUCCGAAGGCAUCAAGUUCUACCUGUACCCUGACCUCUCCAGACUCUCUGACCCACAGGUGUGGGUAGAUGCAGGAACGCAGAUCUUUUUCUCCUAUGCCAUCUGCCUGGGCUGUCUGACUGCUCUGGGAAGUUAUAACAAUUAUAACAACAACUGCUACAGGGACUGCGUCAUGCUCUGUUGCCUGAACAGCGGUACCAGCUUCGUGGCCGGGUUUGCCAUCUUUUCAGUCCUGGGCUUCAUGGCGUACGAACAGGGGGUCCCCAUUGCUGAGGUUGCGGAGUCAGGCCCCGGCCUGGCCUUUAUCGCUUACCCCAAGGCUGUCACGAUGAUGCCGCUGUCCCCGCUGUGGGCCACGUUGUUCUUCAUGAUGCUUAUCUUCUUGGGUCUGGAUAGCCAGUUUGUGUGCGUGGAAAGCCUGGUGACUGCCGUGGUGGACAUGUACCCCAAGGUCUUCCGGAGGGGCUACCGGCGGGAGCUGCUCAUCCUGGCUCUUUCGGUCAUCUCCUACUUUCUGGGCCUCGUAAUGUUAACAGAGGGUGGCAUGUAUAUCUUCCAGCUGUUCGACUCUUACGCUGCCAGUGGCAUGUGUCUUCUCUUCGUGGCCAUCUUCGAGUGCAUCUGCAUUGGCUGGGUGUACGGAAGCAACAAGUUCUAUGAUAACAUCGAAGACAUGAUCGGCUACCGGCCAUUGACCCUCAUUAAAUGGUGCUGGAAGGUCGUGACGCCUGGGAUCUGUGCGGGCAUCUUCAUCUUCUUCCUGGUCAAGUACAAGCCACUAAAGUACAACAAUAUCUACACCUACCCAGCCUGGGGCUAUGGCAUCGGCUGGCUCAUGGCCCUGUCUUCCAUGCUCUGCAUUCCGCUCUGGACCUUCAUCAAGGUGUGGAAGACAGAGGGGACACUGUCCGAGAAACUCAGGAAGUUGACAAUCCCCAGCGCUGAUCUGAAAAUGCGGGGCAAGCUUGGGGCAGGCCCACGGACGGUGACAGUUAAUGACUGUGAUGCCAAACUCAAGGGCGACGGGGCCAUCGCAGCCAUCACAGAGAAGGAGACACACUUCUGA